Erythranthe guttata (spotted monkey flower) is the source of this 1422-nucleotide messenger RNA. It is a transcript of the gene MKK6, whose product is annotated as MAP kinase kinase 6. Gene Ontology annotation, molecular function: ATP binding; MAP kinase kinase activity. The record is from RefSeq and is a predicted model, not a curated record. Gene Ontology annotation, biological process: protein phosphorylation; MAPK cascade. NCBI's taxonomy places the organism in Eukaryota, Viridiplantae, Streptophyta, Magnoliopsida, Lamiales, Phrymaceae.
GUACACAGUUUGGCGGUCAUUCCCAUUUCAAAUUCGAUUUAAACUUUCCACACUCAACGGUGGAACCCUAGAAUUUCUUCUACUCGCUCGCCCACAAGAAGAACAAAUCAUGAAGAUCAAGAAACCUCUCAAGGAAUUGAAACUCUCCGUCCCAGCUCAAAAAUCCCCCAUUUCCACCUUCUUGACGGCGAGUGGGACCUUUCACGACGGCGAUUUACUUUUGAAUCAGAAAGGCCUCCGAUUGAUUUCCGACGACAAUGAAUCCCUUCCAUCAGAAACAAAGGAGAUUGAUCUUCAAUUCUCGUUGGAGGAUCUUGAGACAAUCAAAGUCAUCGGAAAGGGAAGCGGUGGUGUCGUCCAACUUGUUCGCCAUAAAUGGGUCGGAACCUUGUUUGCCUUGAAGGUUAUCCAGAUGAAUAUACAAGAAGAGAUUCGCAAACAAAUCGUUCAGGAGCUUAAAAUAAAUCAAGCAUCACAAUGUGAAAAUGUUGUUGUGUGCUAUCACUCAUUCUAUCACAAUGGAGCUAUAUCUCUUGUGUUUGAAUACAUGGAUCGUGGAUCACUAGUUGAUAUAAUCAGACAAGUAAAGACAAUCCUUGAACCAUAUCUUGCUGUUCUUUGCAAACAGGUUUUGCAAGGCCUCGUUUACUUGCAUCACGAGAGACAUGUUAUACAUAGAGACAUAAAGCCUUCGAACCUGCUAGUGAAUCACAAAGGGGAAGUGAAAAUUACGGAUUUUGGUGUUAGUGCUAUGCUUGCUAGCUCUAUGGGCCAAAGGGACACAUUUGUUGGGACUUACAAUUACAUGGCACCUGAAAGAAUCAGUGGAAGCACCUAUGACAAUAAAAGCGACAUAUGGAGUCUGGGCAUGGUGAUUCUUGAGUGUGCAAUUGGGCAUUUUCCUUACACCAAAGCUGAAGAUCAACAAAACGGGCCAAGCUUUUACGAGCUUUUGCAGGCAAUUGUUGGAAGUCCACCGCCUUCUGCUCCAGCAGAUCAAUUUUCUCCUGAAUUCUGUUCAUUCGUUUCAGCCUGCAUACAAAAGGAUCCUAGAGACAGAUCUUCGUCUUUGGAACUACUGAGCCACCCAUUUAUCAAGAAGUUUGAAGAUAAAGACAUCGAUCUCAGCAUUUUGGUCGCUAGUUUGGAGGCGCCCGUAAAUUUCGCCAGAUAAUCAAUCAUGUUCCUUAAUUUGGAGUGCAAUUUCGUUUUUAUAUACUGUAUCAGCUGUUGUAUCAUGUAUUCCAUCUCUACAUAUUAACCAGCUCAAGCAUUCUACAGAUUUGUAUUGUGACAUUGUGAAGAUUUUGAUGUUACUUGCUAAUGGUAUGCAGCCGCCGUUAUCAUGUUACAUAGUUAUGAAGCUAAAACAUUUUAUUAGCUAUUUUAGUUAUGAAGAAAUCAAAAUGAAUGAAUGUUCUC